AUGGGCGAUUUCCCGAAGUCGUUAUGUACGCCGAUCGGAUCGGGUAGACGCGGCAGUCAUUGGGCUGGUUGGACGGUGGGCGCGGCACAACCAGGCCCCCACAACAACCCGCCCCCCGAUCCCGCGUCCCACCUCGCCAUCCCCACGGUAAUUGCCAGUAAUUCUUGCGGCCGCAGCCCACAGCCAGGGCUGCUCCUCUCUUAUCUUAGCAGCGAAGCGCACCUUGCGAGGGGGCAGCCCUGCAGGCGCAAGAUGGCGGCUGCGGAUGCGGUAAUUGCGUUCGCGGAACGGCCGCGGGCCGCAUACAGAUCGCGGGGCGCGCAAAAAGCUGCGCACGCCCCGGCGCCGCGGCGACGCACCUCGGCCGCGCCACGCCCCGACGGCGCGAGCAACGCACCUCCUCUGCGCUCCUCGCAACUGCUGCCCUCUUCAGAGCUUCAUGGAGUCCCGCUCGCAACCGAUUUGUGGUCGUUAGGGAAUGCCGUUCUCAGUGAUGGUGAAAUAUUCUUUAAAUGCUUGUUAAAGAUGCGUGCUAACAAAUCGUUCUCCACUCCGCAUUUAGUGUGUAAGUUGCCAAACUAUGAGCGCGCGCAGUCUUCAGGUAAUUGUUAUGCUAUCGGUGGAGGGCGCUUUGGAGCCGCAUGCUUUUUGUGUCAACCGUACGCCGAGGCAUUGGCUUCGGGAGGGCAUCUGGGGCUGCAGGUGCGCCGCGGAGCCCAUAAUGUGCCGCCGUUGCCGAGGCAGCCACGAGGCGGAAGAAAUAAAGAUAUUAAGCCGAAUCUGCGGCACAGUAUUAUAGAUAAAUUUAGAUUUAGCAAUUUAGCAGAAAUGUCUUUAGAAGCGUCAGCGAACCAGUACGACGUCAGCGCGAAAAUUGACGCUGUAUGGAAAGCUCUCAGAACGCUGACCCUCAUCAUGACCCUGGCCCAAGCACAAGUAGACAAUCUGACGGGAAAACCAUCCGACUUGACAGUUUAUCCGACGGACCGGGCAUACUUCCAUUUAACU
This is a messenger RNA of Iphiclides podalirius (scarce swallowtail), 1008 nucleotides long. Lineage: Eukaryota; Metazoa; Arthropoda; Insecta; Lepidoptera; Papilionidae. The record is from the annotation of a GenBank genome assembly.